UUUUUGAACGGUGGAAAAUUGCCUUUUUGUGCGGAGAAGCAGUCGAAGGCCACCAGGGAGCUGGAAAAUUCGUGUUUCGAAUAAGCUGUUUGUCGGUACUAUUUGUGCAUAUGACUUCGAAGAGGCUGCCAGCUGACACUUGCGGUAGGCCGUUUUACAAAAUUGUGGUUGUGGGUGAUGGAGGCGUCGGAAAGUCUGCCUUGACAAUCCAGUAUUUUCAACGGAUGUUCCUUGAAGAACAUGAUCCAACGAUAGAGGACUCAUACAUUCAAAAUGAUGAGAUUGAUAAUGAAUGGUGUAUUUUGGAUGUAUUAGAUACCGCAGGUCAGGAAGAAUUUAGUGCAAUGAGAGAACAAUAUAUGCGUAAAGGUCAAGGAUUUAUUAUUGUGUACUCAGUGACGGACCCUCAAAGUUUUCACGAAGUUCGACGGUUUUACAGACAGAUUUUACGAUGUAAAAACUGUGAUUCCUAUCCUAUGAUACUGGCUGCCAAUAAAAUUGAUUUGGUUCAGCAGCGCAAAGUUUCAGAAGAAGAAGGACAGCGUUUAGCGGAUGACCUAAAGGUUCCGUACAUUGAAACCAGUGCAAAAGAUCCUCCAGUCAAUGUGGAUAAAAUGUUCCACGAUAUGGUACGAAUUAUCAGACGACAACCGCCACCGCCUCCUCUAAUGUCAUCCAAAGGCGAUCGUAAAAAAGUUCGUUGUUUAUUACUAUGAGAAAAUUUUCUUUACUUAUGUAUGUGUAACUUGAAUGUGGUAUCAACAAUGAAACAUUCAUUUGAUCUUCUGAUUUCAUCCUACCUUUACUGACUAAUCAUCAUAUGCUUCUCUAUGUAGAUUUAUUCAUUGAGGAAUGAAAUUAGGACUGUCAAAAUGUUAUCAUAUCAGUGAAACCUGUGAUUUGGUAUCUUUGUGUUCUUUCUUUUUCGUUCUCUCUCUUUCACUAUCUUAUCUCCACCGCCUUUGGUAUUUAGAUACUUCACAGAAUCUAGAGACUAGAAAAUAAUGCUCAUUAUAACCAUGGUUUUCUUCUGUAUAUUGAAAUUGUGUUCCGUAAAUGCUUAAAAAUGGCACCAAGUUGUGGUAAUAGCUGGCUACGCUUUUUUCACCGCUUUCGGAAUACACCUUUUGUACAGGAUUUCUUUUUGACUUUUCAACUUCUCUCUUUUUAAAGCUGGAUAAUUAAUUCAAUAACUGGAAAACAUACGCUUUUACAAAAUUGUAAUCUUUACACUUAGUGCAUAUUUUUUCAAAUUCUUUUAUAUAUGUAUCGGUAUAUUCUGCCAAUCUCUUUAUGUAUGUAUACUUUGCCGAUUCGCCACCGCACAUACACAUACCUAUCCCUUCAUUUAUAUUGAAGUCUUCAGUGUUUCAGGUUCUCUAUCGUUUUUCAUACGCUCCACCUCCCGUGUUAUUGGCUUAUCAUUGUACGUUUUCUUCUGUUGACACCUGUAUUUUUAUACACAGAAAUGUCGCUUUUUCUAUUAUCUGUCUCUUAACCAUGUAUUCAGGGCAAAUCCAGCCAUCUAUCCUUUUUUGUAUAUCUCUAUGGUUCUUAUAUUGGUAUUGUUCUUUUGUACUAUAUAUAAACUAAAUGGUG
Messenger RNA from Heterobilharzia americana, 1599 nucleotides. Lineage: Eukaryota; Metazoa; Platyhelminthes; Trematoda; Strigeidida; Schistosomatidae. The record is from the annotation of a GenBank genome assembly.